Torulaspora globosa is the source of this 690-nucleotide messenger RNA. It is a transcript of the gene NOP16, whose product is annotated as Nop16p. Bases 1 to 690 code for a protein of 229 amino acids. Lineage: Eukaryota; Fungi; Ascomycota; Saccharomycetes; Saccharomycetales; Saccharomycetaceae. Gene Ontology annotation, biological process: ribosomal large subunit biogenesis. Gene Ontology annotation, cellular component: nucleolus. The transcript has a single exon. The record is from RefSeq and is a predicted model, not a curated record.
AUGGUGUCGGUCAGGAAAAGAAAGAUGGCAAGAUCAUCUGUAGGCAAAGCCACUAGAAGGAACAAGGAUAAACAGAGAAAGAUUAACAUUACUUCGAACCCUAUCAUUGCCGCACACUGGGACUACUCACUCACUUUGUCCCAGAAUUAUAAAAGGCUUGGCUUACGGGCGAAGCUACAGACACCGGCUGGUGGCCAAGAGGUGGAUUUGUCGAAAGAGAACAGGAAGAAGCCACUGAUAAAGCUAGCUGAUGAAUACGAUAGUGAAGAAGAAAGCGGCUCCGUGGCCGAUAUCAAUUUGGAAGAAGUAAACAGCGAAGGUGAGUACUUGGAAGAUAGGAUACCUGAAGGCGAGGCCAGAAUCCAACGUGAUAAGAAUGGUGAGGUGAUAAAAGUAGUAUAUGGUAAAAAGAAGGCUGAUUCCGAGGCUUUGAGUGAUCCCAGCAGCGCCAAAUCUGAAACCACCAGUGAAGUUGUCAAAGAACUGGAAUCAUUUGCUUCCAGGCCCUUACAGAAAAAGGACAGGACACAGAGUAAAAGGGAGGAGGAGUGGUUAGAGCGGCUAUACAACAAACAUGGAAAUGAUUACAAAAAGAUGUUCUUCGACAAAAAGCUGAACAUCUAUCAACAGAGCGAAGGCGAUUUAAAAAGAAGAAUAAUCAAAUGGAAAAAAAGACAAGGAAUUGCUUAA